This is a messenger RNA of Oldenlandia corymbosa var. corymbosa, 1155 nucleotides long. The record is from the annotation of a GenBank genome assembly. NCBI's taxonomy places the organism in Eukaryota, Viridiplantae, Streptophyta, Magnoliopsida, Gentianales, Rubiaceae.
AUGAUUUCGCAACGGAGAAAUUUUCAAAUUCUUAUUAGAUACCCUGAUCUGCCGGGUACAACCAAAUUCGUCACUUUAGAAAACCUUCCUAACCCGGAUUUUACCUUGCAAGAUCUGGUAGUUUCGGCUUGCCCCGAUUCCCGUUCGAUUUUGAGCUCCCUUUCGUUUAAUUUCAAUGGUAAACUCCUCCGGGGUUCCUCCAAGUUGUCUGAUUGUAGAGUUGCGCCGUUUUCCACCUUAACCCUCAAUUGCCGGCUCUUUGGUGGUGGUGGAGAUGGCGGCGCUACCGGAGCGGAAUCCAGGGACUGCUAUCUCAACAUGUACGCCACGAAGAAGCCGGAUAAAGUUGACCCUAACGAGAUGCGCCUGUCAAAGUGGCUUAAUUGUUCGUUAUCUAAUGAGCCGUUGAAGCGGCCGGUGGUGAUUGACAUGCUCGGGAAUUUGUUUAACAAGGAGGCUUUAGUGGAGGCUUUGUUGAAGAAAAAUUUGCCUAAGGAGUUUGGAUACAUAAAGGGUUUGAAGGAUAUGGUUUCUGUCGAGUUAUCUAUGAUUCCAGGUCUGGAAAAUAAGAGGGACAGUGGGAGUCCAAGCGGGCCGAAAUUCCAGUGCCCCAUAUCUGGGCUGGAGUUCAAUGGGAAAUAUAAGUUCUUCGCGCUGAGGCCUUGUGGGCAUGUGCUGAGUGCCAAGGCAUUGAAGGAGGUAAAGUCUUCGGUAUGUUUGGUUUGCCAUAAGGAGUUUAAUGACAGUGAUAAGAUUGUGAUCAAUGGAAGUGAUGAGGAAGUGGCGAAAUUGAGGGAGAGAAUGGAGGAGGAGAGGGCCAAAAUUAAGGAUAAGAAAGUGAAGAAGGUAAAGAAUGGAGGUUUGGCAGUGAAUGGAGAGGAUGACGGGACUGUGGAAGUACCUAGGUUGAGUGGCACAAAACAUGGGAUUGAUACUAAAGUAGACGGAAAGGCUGUGCUUAAAGUGGAAGGAAAUGGUAAGGCUAUGGUAAAUGGUAAAAUGGAGAUGAAGAAGCCAGCUAAGAAAUUCAAGGCUGUUGAUGUUGCACCAGCGAACGCUACCAAGGAAGUGUACGCAUCUAUUUUUACUUCAUCAAAGAAGUCCAAUUUCAAGGAGACAUAUUCAUGCCGUUCAUUGCCUCUCGGCCGAAACUAA